Messenger RNA from Plectropomus leopardus (leopard coralgrouper), 3201 nucleotides. It is a transcript of the gene rragca, whose product is annotated as Ras-related GTP binding Ca. The record is from RefSeq and is a predicted model, not a curated record. Gene Ontology annotation, cellular component: Gtr1-Gtr2 GTPase complex; nucleus; lysosome. Gene Ontology annotation, biological process: cellular response to starvation; negative regulation of autophagy; positive regulation of TORC1 signaling. Lineage: Eukaryota; Metazoa; Chordata; Actinopteri; Perciformes; Serranidae. Gene Ontology annotation, molecular function: GTP binding; GTPase activity.
GCGAGUUUUUUUUCACGGGAGAGGAAAUCCUAAGGAAAUGUGUGGGAUCACGCUCGGUGUUUCCAAGUAGCCAGGGCUUUAUUGAUAAACUAUUUUCAGCGUGCAACGUUAGCUCACGCACACAAACACGGGUGUGGCGACCGACAAGUAAGGGGGGGAAGAGGGGAAGCGACCGUCGUUAGGUCAAAAUGUCGAUUCAGUACGAGGUGGAACAGCUGGCUGACAGCUACGGGGUUGCGGACUCGUUCCCCAAAGAUUUCGAUUAUGGUGAAGAGGAGGCCGACAUCGAGGACAGCCCGGCGCCGUCCGACAGCAAACCGAGGAUCCUGCUCAUGGGCUUAAGGAGAAGUGGCAAAUCAUCCAUACAGAAGGUGGUGUUUCACAAAAUGUCUCCCAACGAGACCUUGUUCCUGGAGAGCACCAACAAGAUCUACAAGGACGACAUCUCCAGCAGCUCCUUUGUUAACUUCCAGAUUUGGGACUUCCCAGGUCAGGUGGACUUCUUUGACCCCACCUUCGACUACGAGAUGAUCUUCAGAGGGACGGGGGCAUUGAUAUUUGUCAUCGAUGCUCAGGAUGAUUAUGUGGAGGCCUUGGGCAGGCUUCACCUCACCGUAUCGCGGGCUUACCGGGUCAAUCCAGAGAUCAACUUCGAGGUGUUUAUCCACAAAGUGGACGGCCUCUCAGACGAUCACAAGAUCGAGACCCAGAGAGACAUCCAUCAGAGAGCCAAUGACGACCUAGCAGACGCUAGCUUAGAAAAGCUGCACCUCAGUUUUUACUUGACGAGUAUUUACGACCACUCCAUCUUUGAGGCCUUCAGCAAAGUGGUGCAGAAGCUCAUUCCUCAGCUUCCCACGCUGGAGAACCUCCUAAACAUCUUCAUUUCUAAUUCAGGUAUAGAGAAGGCCUUUCUGUUUGAUGUGGUCAGUAAGAUCUACAUCGCCACAGACAGCUCUCCUGUAGACAUGCAGUCCUAUGAACUGUGCUGUGAUAUGAUCGAUGUGGUCAUUGACGUCUCCUGCAUCUACGGUCUGAGGGAGGACGGCAGCGGCAGCGCCUACGACAAGGAGUCCAUGGCCAUCAUCAAGCUCAACAACACCACUGUGCUGUACCUGAAAGAGGUCACCAAGUUCCUGGCCCUUGUCUGCAUCCUGCGAGAAGAAAGCUUCGAGCGCAAAGGGUUAAUAGACUACAACUUCCACUGUUUCCGGAAGGCCAUACAUGAAGUAUUUGAGGUAGGUGUUUCCACCCAGCGUCCAGCGGGCUCCAAGGCGGUUGGCUCGCCCUGCAGCAAGGCUGUCGCACUGAAUGGCACGCCGCGCAAUACUGUCUAGACACUGAUGCAAAACAAAAAGACGCAAAAAGAGGGUAGAGGAAAAGAAAGAUGGAGAAGGGCUAGAGAGCCUUUAGAGGAGAGACUGCUAAACCCACCGGCGCGCCAAUCACAAUCCCUCGCUCCCACCACUCAAAGUACUGUGAGACGGCCUGAGCCAAGUGUGUGUGAGACUGCACUGGAGCGUGGGGGUGGGGGGUGGGGGGGGUCAGGCUUCUCAAGCUGGGAUGGAAGGGAAAUUCAAGUGUUCGUUACAGGCGAUUGCAACGCACCGUGUUGGCUGUGAGGAAGUCAAAGAGAGUAAAACUGCACCUGGAUUGGAAAAAAUGUUCAGGAUCUUUCUUUGGAUUUUUCUUAAAGCGGUCAAAGGCUGUGAUAAUUAGCUGCUGGUCCCUCCAAAUAAACAGUGUGAGGAGGGAACACAAACACUUGUCGUAACCCUCUCGCUCAUGGACGAAUUGUGAUGUCAGUUUUACAGGAAUCUUGUCUAGUGAUGAACCCACCCCGACCACUUCUGUGCUGAUUAAAAAAAGAAAAAAAAAAGAUGGUGGAUGUGAACUGCUAGUCCUAACCCUCACACGUUCAGAGAUGGCCUUAUGUAGAUGAAGCUUGUCUGCAGUGCAAGCUCCCUCUCACCACCACUCACCUCACCUUACCUGAAUGCUGCCCAAAACUCGCUUUUUGGUUUCACUUGUGAAGGGAAAACAACGUUUUGUGAGCAGACCGAAAAGGGAUUGUGCUGUCCAUCUGACUUGGUCUUGUGUGUGUGUGUGUGUGUGUGUGUGUGUGUGUGUCUGUGUGCGCGAGUGUGUAUGCAGGUAUAAAUGUUGUGUGUGUGUGUGUAGGUUUAGGUGUAUAUGUAUGUAUGAGUGGGUGUGUUUGUGUCAAUGAGAGGUUUUGAUUGGAUCCCAGACUGGGACCUUUACAGAAAGAGUUGAUGUCCUUCUUCUAAAUAACAGCAGCUUAGCAUAAUUAAACUCUUUUCAAUCAGUGAAAGUAACCUUUCUGUGUGUGCUCCACUGAAAAUCACACUUUUGAUUGACUUCAUGAUAAGUUGUAAAAUAAGUUUGUUGGUAUUGGAUAUAUUCUUUACAAAAGCACUGCCAAAAUGGUUGAAUGACUCAGAUACAGUAAAACAAAGAAAAUGUCAUGAUUAAAACUUUAUUUGUUGCCAUCUGAGAAAGAAAUUCAUUAGGUUGAGAUGAACGACUGAUGGAGAGGUUCACACUCCACAUUGGCUGUCUGAGACAUUUUGGGAUGAUUAUAUAAUCUGAUUUAAUGAUGCAUGAUUUUCCACCUACAGUUUCAGUCCUGCUGAAAAUUUUUAGUUUUGGUUUUAGUUUGGCUCUGUUCAGCAGGAUUCACAAAAACAAAAUGUGUCCAUUCCAAGCAUGCAUACAUCAGUGUGAUGUCAAAUUGUUUCGUUCUCAAUCAUAACAUUGCUCAUUGCAUUUAAAAGGUAAGAAAAUUAAACUAACCCAGAUGAUUAAACAGAUAAACAAGGAGGAAAAAAAGACCAAAUUUUAUUACUUUUACAGUUACAAUGACACACAACAUGUUCAUGUCUGUUUGUUUAUGUCAGGAGGGAGAUAUGGCAACUACCUGACUCAUGAAGCAGGAUUACAGCGUUAUCUUGAGACAUUUGCUGAGUUAAGUGCCUGUGAAACCUGUUUUUGGAUCUUACUCAGCAAAGUUUUAUUCCGGUUGCACGGUGAACUUGCUUCUUGAAACAGGCCCGAGAUCUUCUCGACCCAGACGUUAUCAGUCACCUGAAAAUAAACACUUGCACAUCAGAACUGUGAUGGAUGAUUGAUUUCAUGUAUUGUGAUGCUAUACUAUGUGAAAUAAAUGACAAUUUAAAUUUU